Messenger RNA from Hippocampus comes (tiger tail seahorse), 2666 nucleotides. RefSeq names its product solute carrier family 2 member 2 (gene slc2a2). NCBI's taxonomy places the organism in Eukaryota, Metazoa, Chordata, Actinopteri, Syngnathiformes, Syngnathidae. The transcript has 13 exons. Bases 149 to 1678 code for a protein of 509 amino acids. Gene Ontology annotation, biological process: dehydroascorbic acid transport. Gene Ontology annotation, cellular component: brush border; plasma membrane. The record is from RefSeq and is a predicted model, not a curated record. Gene Ontology annotation, molecular function: D-glucose transmembrane transporter activity.
UGGAUUACUUUGACGUCUUGGGCUUUUGCUACCUGAACUCGUGCGUGUUGUUUGUCCUUGUGUGUGCGCGUGGUCGGUCACUGGACAUUGAUCAUUAGCUCGCCACCUUCCUGAUCUCCGGUGGCUGACACUCUUGGACUCUUGGAUCAUGGAGCCCGGAAAGGAGCUGACGGCCACCUUGGCGUUGGCCGUCUUCACGGCAGUGUUGGGCUCCCUGCAGUACGGCUACAGCCUCGGAGUCAUCAACGCCCCGCAACGGGUGAUCGAGAGGCACUAUGGGCGCUCGUUGGGCGUUUGGCCCCAGGAAGCCGACCGCAUGUCGCCAAACGCCAGCCGCACGGCAGACACUGCGCAGGAGCAGGUUCAUCCGACUGUGAUCAUGUACUGGUCCUUGUCGGUAGCCAUCUUCUCGGUCGGUGGCGUGCUCUCCUCCUUCCUGGUGGGAUUCGUGGGAGACUUCAGAGGCAGGGUGAAAGGAAUGUUGGCGAUCAACGUGCUGGCCGUGGUUGCCGGACUCCUGAUGGGACUGUGCAAGAUGUGGAAGCCUCACCUCAUGGUCAUCGCGGGCCGCGCCAUCAUGGGCUUCUACUGCGGCUUGACGUCCGGCCUGGUGCCCAUGUACAUCGGCGAGAUUGCGCCCAAAGCUUACCGAGGGGCCCUGGGGACCUUGCACCAGCUGGCGAUCGUCGUCGGCAUCCUCAUCAGCCAGGUGAUCGGCUUGGACUUCAUCCUGGGGAACGACGCCAUGUGGCCCCUGCUCCUGGCGCUGUCGGGGGCCCCCGCCGUCCUGCAGUCCCUCCUGCUGCCGCUGUGUCCCGAAAGCCCGCGCUACCUCUACAUCCUUCUGGGAAAGGAAUGCGAGGCUCAGGAAAGCCUGUACCGACUGAAGGGGGCGUACGACGCGUCCGCCGAUCUGGAUGAGAUGAGGCGGGAGAAGGAGGAGGCAGACAAGGUGCCUCGGGUCUCUAUCUCGUCUCUGAUCUGCUCGUCGGCGUACAGGCGGCCGCUGUUUGUGGCCCUCGCGAUGCACUUGUCUCAGCAGCUGUCGGGCAUCAAUGCGAUCUUUUACUACUCCACGGCAAUCUUCUCCCAGGCCGGCGUCAGUCAGCCCGUCUACGCCACCAUCGGCGUCGGCGCCAUCAACACCGUCUUCACUCUGGUGUCUGUGGCGCUGGUGGACCGGGCCGGCAGGCGCACGCUAACGCUAGCCGGCCUGGGCGGCAUGUGCUUCUGCGCCGUCGCCAUGACGAUCGGCCUCAAGUUGCAGAGCUCGUACGAUUGGAUGAGCUACGUUAGCAUGUCGGCCAUCUUCCUUUUUGUGGCCUUCUUUGAGAUCGGGCCCGGUCCCAUCCCGUGGUUCAUCGUGGCCGAGUUGUUCAGCCAGGGCCCCCGACCGGCGGCCAUCGCCCUCGCCGGCUGCUGCAACUGGACCAGCAACUUCAUCGUGGGCAUGACCUUUUCCUACAUACAGAACUGGCUGGGCGCGUACGUCUUCGUCUUGUUUGCCGGGCUGCUUUUUGGCUUCACCGCGUUCACGUACCUACGAGUGCCGGAGACCAAAGGCAAGAGCUUCGAGGAGAUCGCCGAGCUUUUCCGAAAGGGCGUUAAAAAGGCGCCGGCCAACGGCAAGAGCGACGACGUGGAAUUGCAGCGGCUCAAAACUGCGACGCACGCUUGAUGAGUUUGAAGAUGCUUUGGAUGACUUGAGAAAUGUGGAACGCGGACAUAAGUCCAUCAAAAUGUCUGUACUGUAUUGAUUUGGGACUGUUGCCAUAGAAAAUGAGGAAAACCUUUGGGAAAGUGAAAAUGAUCUUCAAAAUGUCCUGAUUUUGGUGAAUAUGUUGACAUUUGAAUCGCUUGGACCGGCUUGAGAAAUUUGGAAAGAUGAGGUCAAAUUUGGACACCGCCACAUUCGUUUCACUUGGUUUUACUUUCUUGGCAGGUUGGAAAUUUGGGUUCGCAAGAUGCCCUUCGUGUCCUUAGCUCGACUCGGUUGAGAAAUGUGGAACGAGUGUUGAAAACUGCCGGGAUUCAUCGUAAUGGUAAAUGUGAGUUGUUUUUUUUUUUCCCCCGUGACUCGGUCACAUCCAACAAUACGGUACUUUUGCAACGGCUGCCGUCACAAAAGCGCUCCCUCCAGCGCCCCCUGGAGGUUAACAUUUGAUACUUUGAGAGGAGCCUCUCAACAAUCGACCUUCGGGCUUGUCAGUAUUAUUGUCUUCGGUUUUAAACGGAAUCAGCACGAAGCGCAAAUAUCCAAGGAAAAUGUAAAUGUGUCCACAUUUGUUGUCGUCUCAGUGUGACUUAUUCUAAUAAUGUGACUGUUGCUUUUAAUUAACUUUAUUCUUGUGACAAUGCAACUCUUUUAUGUCAUAAAAAUCGCAGUUUUAUUCGGAUGAUGAUUUGAUUUUGUUGUUGUGUGACGGCAUUUUUUUUUUUUCCUGGCAAUUGCUUUUUUUUUUUUUUCUCUCUCUCAUAGCAAUCGGACUUUUUAGUCAUGACACGCUCUCGUUCUGGUACUUGUACUAAAUGUCGUAAUGUUAUGAUUUUUCUUGUCACGUUCUUUUUAAUGUUUGUGUGUGUGUGUGUGUGUGUGUGUCAAGGUUUUAUGCCUUUAUCUUUGUAGUUGGUAAUAUUUUGACAAAAUUGGUAUAUGAUUUUCAAAA